Chironomus riparius is the source of this 2388-nucleotide messenger RNA. Lineage: Eukaryota; Metazoa; Arthropoda; Insecta; Diptera; Chironomidae. The record is from the annotation of a GenBank genome assembly.
AAACUUUACCUAGUCAGCUCAUUAAGUUUCUGAAAGACUCGAUCGCAUAAAUUACAUGGAAAUUCAAUCUUCUCCAUUUCAUCUUUAUGAAUCCUCAUGUGUGAGGCCAUUGUUGUUUGUGUAUCAAACACUUUACCGCACAUGAUGCAAGGCCAUUCUUUUACGUCUGGUCCAAUUUUUAAUGUCAUUCCAGAAUGUAUAAUUUUGUGUCUUUCAAGUGAUUCAGCCGUUUGGAAUCGUUGAAAGCAAUCGUCACAGGCGAAUGGUCUUCUAUUGACAUCAUGAGUCUUUUCAUGCCUAGCAAGUUUCGAUGGUUUUUCAAACAUUUUCAAGCAAGUUUUACAUUGAUGCCUUUUUACUCUUUUGGGUUUUUUAUCUUCUUUGACAUCCUCCUCAUCUAGUUCAUUCUUGCCUUCUAUUAAUUCUAUGUCUGGUUUGAUCAUUGAAACGUCAUGAACCAUCAUUUUCAUACUAUAAUCUUCAUCAUCGUAAUCUAUCUGUUCUUCUUUUAUAAUUACAUCAGAUAGCAUCAAAUGAAGCUCUCGUUCGGAUUGAGCACUCCUUUCACAUAGAUCAUGUGCAUUAUGCAGGAUAUUAUAGCAAUUUUCACAAAUAUAUUUUGAUAAUUUGUCAUCUUUAAGUACGGUAAUUUUAAAACAGAAUUUUCGAAUGACAUCCACAACUGGACUUUCUUCUAUGUAAGAAUCAAAAAGCGAUUUAGGAUUCUCUGUUAUUUCACUGACACAAAGUCUGCACAAAUCCUUUAUUUGAUCCAUUUUUAAGAUUUUUCAGAUUUUCUUGUGUUAUUUACAUUUACGAUUAAAGUCUUCCACGUACGAAACUUUUGGGGUACGACUUUAAAAUCUCGUUUAUUUUUUCAAUUUUUUGAAAUUAUCAUUAACGGUUUUUGAGACGAUUACUUUAAUAAAUUUGCAGUUAUUAAGAUCUUCGAUGAUUGUCAUGCUAUAAUUAACAUUUGCUGAUAACUAUCAAGCAAUUUUACAUUAGUUCCAUUAGAUCCAGUUCUUAAUUGCUCAUUCUUUCGUCAAUUGUCAAGUAAACAUGAAGUUCCGUAAAAUUCUAGGAUAUGAACCGACUGAAAACCAAGGCAAACUGAGCUUCAUUCUAUGGAGAUGUAUUCAGACAUUCAUUUAUAUUGGAUAUAUGAUAUUUUUCUUCAUUAAUCGAGACAAAAUCGUGUAUAGAGAUGAUUUGUGGGGUAAAACAGCUGACUAUUAUAAAUCCAUGAUAUCCUUCACCAGUGCCUUUGUAAUAGUUGUGGAACCGAUGUUUAAUUAUCAUAAUUACAAAGCCUUUCAGGAGCGAUUGAAGUCUUUUCACAAACUGCUUAAUGAAAAAAUUGAGAAUUUGGCUGAUGUUAAGAAGAUCCAGAAUGAAAUAAUGAGGAAAUUAAGGAACAUAAUUGUGUCAUUUAUGGUCAUUUAUAUUCUUUGUGAAAUCAACAAUUUCUAUCGAUCGAUGAAAAUCGAACAAACUAGAAACAUCUAUUUCUGCUUUUUCAUCAUUACUAUCCUCCUUUAUUCUAAAGUUUGGUUCAUUGUGCAUCGCCUGCUCAUCAUUAAUGAGUGCUUAGUGAUUUUAAUUAAAGCAAUGCAGUUUAUUAACCAGGAACUGGCAAAUAAUGAUAAGCUAGACUCAAAAGUUUACAACAAGAUGAUUCAUGAUAAAUACUUGGCUGUCAUCAACUUGUACAAGCUGGUUCAAAAAAUGGUGGGAAUUUUUAAUGAUUUAGGAUUUCCUCAACUUGUUAUUUUACUAGCUAUCAAGUUGUACUUGAUGGGUGACUUCUACUGGAUUUCUCUAGUGACUAUGCACAAUAGGAUUCGAAUGGCUGUUACUUAUACUCUUUUGGUUGCAAGUUUCCCAAAGAUAUUAAUUCUAUUAAUUCAAGCUUAUUUAUCAGAAAGGAUUAAUGUUCAUAACUCAAAGAUCAUUAACUUGAUCCACAAACAGCAAAUUGUCAAUAACAAGCAGCAGCCGCUAACUGAACACUUUAUUUACACUAUUUUGAUGGACAAGUUAGAGAUUUAUCCUGUUGGAGUCGUCAAAUUUGACUAUUCAACAUUACGUGAUGUGGCAAUUGACAUCAUGCAAGCACUCUUCAUUUUCAUUCAACUCAUUCCUAUAUACUUUAACUUGUCAUAAGUAGGCUUAAUGAGUUAUUAAGAUAAUAUGUUGCACCUCCAAAAUGUCUGUCAUACUGCAAUGAAUUAAAGUCAGUUUGGUACAACAAUUAAUUUAUUGCACUUUUAAAUAUUAUAUGCUUUGGAUGUCUUACAAAUAUUAAAAGUCAAAAAAUGGAUUUUUAUCCGAGAAUGUAUACUCAUUUGUGGUAUUUCCACCUCUUCUGUCUGUCGGAAUUGAUGA